CUCACACUGAUACCCCACCAUCAGCUCUUCAACACUGAUAACUCAAAAUCAGCUUUAAGACCAGCUUUCAUCCCUUACACUGAUACAUUAAAAUCAGCUCUAAAACCAGCUAUCAGCUAUUUCACUAAUACCCCAUCAUCAUCUCUUUUACUCAUACUAUCAGCCCACUAUCAGCCCUGAGACUUCAUGCAGCCCUUAAUAGUCUGAAAUAUUGAUAAAAUCAGCUGCAAAGAAAAUAUGAAAACCUGAUUCCAAAAUUCAACAUCAUUAUUUUCUGAAAAAUCUCUGGCUACCAGAAUCCAAGAAAGAAAAGACCAAUUUAAGCAAAAAAAAGAUGUGUGACGGAAUACAGAGUGCUGUUAUACACAGCAGUACCACCCAGUGGGAUCUAGGGGGCGGGGAACUCUGGCCAGCAGGCAUUCCUUACCAGCCACACCCUAUCUGGGACUCCACCCACCCGCAGUACCAACCAGAGAUAUUUGGUUUCGGACCAGACUUCUGGGCUACACAGAGAGGGUCAACUAGUUCAUCCAGAUUGGCACUCUCUAAAGCGGCGAAGAAAAGGCGAAGGAUUGCAACUGCCGCUCAGCGUAGAGCGGCGAAUAUUCGAGAAAGACGGCGAAUGUUUAAUCUGAACGAGGCGUUUGACAGAUUAAGGACUAAGGUUCCUACAUUUGCUUACGAGAAGAGAUUAUCCCGGAUAGAGACCUUGAGAUUAGCAAUCACUUAUAUAUCAUUCAUGGACGAGCUACUCAACACCCCUCAAGGGGGUACAUGCAGGAGGGGGCCGCAGAUCCUGCCCCACCCCUUCGGGAUACACUCCUUGCCAACUAUGAACAAAAAUUAAUUUGAGAUUUGAAAUGUAUAUUUUCGUUUAUUAUCCUGCCAACAGUAGAAAAAGGCAUUACAGAAAUAUCACAUAGCUAGAUAUACAGGGUUACCCACAAAGGAUGAGACGAUUGUACGGAAUUUGUACUAUCUGUUUCCUUACGUUCAGAAUCCCCUGCAACUUUAAACUUAUUUCUGUCUUUGCUUAAUUAUUUAAUAAGCUAAUUAAACCGCAUAAUCGUCAUAUUUAAAGAGAUUUAAGUCGUCUUUACAGUCUCAUCCUUUGUUGGUAACCCUGUAGAUAGAAUAGAAAUUUUCAUACGGUGGUAAGCGUUUAUAUCACAACUAUGAAGACGACUUUUUAUUUAAGUUUUGAUUUUUUCUUCGGAUUUCAAGUUUUCAAGCAGUG
Eurytemora carolleeae is the source of this 1237-nucleotide messenger RNA. Its product is annotated as protein Fer3. Bases 335 to 847 code for a protein of 170 amino acids. The record is from RefSeq and is a predicted model, not a curated record. Lineage: Eukaryota; Metazoa; Arthropoda; Copepoda; Calanoida; Temoridae. The transcript is spliced from 4 exons. Gene Ontology annotation, biological process: developmental process; regulation of transcription by RNA polymerase II. Gene Ontology annotation, molecular function: protein dimerization activity; RNA polymerase II transcription regulatory region sequence-specific DNA binding; DNA-binding transcription factor activity, RNA polymerase II-specific.